AUGACCUCUUUGCCCGGCGCCCUUUCAGGCCAGGACGCCUCCAAAAUUGUCUUCCCCGAUCUCGCCUCCGUCUCGUCCCUAGUAGCCGCCUACCCGCUUGGCCUGUGCCCCGCAACAGCAGCCUCCCCUGAUUUGUCCUCCUCAGGGCCACACGGCCACCUCCUGCCCUACUCCUGCUCGGGACUGGCACCCCCGGGAGAGUCCUACCUGCCCUGUCAGCAGCCGGGGGCGCCAUCUCAGCCCCGUGUCCACGUGCCCGCAGAACGCCCACAGCAACCUGAGGCGGAAUCCCAGAAGCUACCACAGUCCCCAGAACCUUCUCACCUGCGCCCCCAGCCCCCCUCCCCCAGGAAGGUGCACAAACAUCGGACCAUCUAUCUACUCAAGCCGCAGCAGCUGGGCCAGAGUUUCCAGCAUACCCAGCACCUAGCACUGCCCGAGACCCAGCUGGCAGUGCAGCUCGGCUUCACCCAAACCCAGGUAAAGAUCUGGUUUCAGAACAAACGCUCCAAAUAUAAGAAGCUCCUGAGGCAGAGCUCUGGGGAACAAGGAGGGAACUUCCCUGGGAGACCCCCCCCCUCCCUGUCUCCCUGCUCCCCACUCCUUCCAUCCCUCUGGGAUCUACCCAAGGCAGAGCUCUGUCGUGGUGGCUAUGGCAAUGGCUUUGGAGCCUGGUAUCAGCAUCGCUGGCCAGAUGUGCUGGCCCUGCCUCAGAUGAUGUGA
Jaculus jaculus (lesser Egyptian jerboa) is the source of this 723-nucleotide messenger RNA. It is a transcript of the gene Dlx4, whose product is annotated as distal-less homeobox 4. NCBI's taxonomy places the organism in Eukaryota, Metazoa, Chordata, Mammalia, Rodentia, Dipodidae. Gene Ontology annotation, molecular function: DNA-binding transcription factor activity, RNA polymerase II-specific; RNA polymerase II cis-regulatory region sequence-specific DNA binding. Gene Ontology annotation, biological process: cell differentiation; embryo development; negative regulation of transcription by RNA polymerase II. The record is from RefSeq and is a predicted model, not a curated record.